Molecule: messenger RNA, 1652 nt
Organism: Hermetia illucens (black soldier fly)
Lineage: Eukaryota; Metazoa; Arthropoda; Insecta; Diptera; Stratiomyidae
Product: vesicular integral-membrane protein VIP36
Exons: 5
Coding region: 51-1124 (357 amino acids)
Biological process (GO): endoplasmic reticulum to Golgi vesicle-mediated transport; Golgi organization; endoplasmic reticulum organization
Cellular component (GO): endoplasmic reticulum-Golgi intermediate compartment; endoplasmic reticulum membrane; Golgi membrane
Molecular function (GO): D-mannose binding
Source: RefSeq, a predicted model, not a curated record
GGCACCCUAUUUGCAAAAACGAAAUUGGUCGGCUGUCAGUCGUAGUAGAAAUGACAGGUUUUCCGCGUAGUAGGAGCAAAACGGGCAGACCAGGAUACAAAUCCAGGAUAUCAGACACGGGCGUGCACGCAGUAGUUAAUAAAAUGCCAAAAAUUAGUUGUAAUUCCCUAUUUCUAGUAAUUAGUCUGCUUUUAUCGUUUUCAUUAUCGACUAGUGCCCAGUACAGUUCAAAUGACUAUUUGAAGCGCGAACAUUCGCUAACGCGGCCAUUUCAAGGCGUCGGAAUGAAUCUUCCAUUCUGGGACUUUCUCGGCGAUACUUUCGUGACGAGCAAUUAUAUUCGAUUAACGCCGGAUCUUCAAUCGAAAAGUGGCGCAAUAUGGAAUCAAGUGCCUUGCAAUUCCAAGAACUGGGAAGUUCAUGUGUCAUUCAAGGUGCACGGAAAAGGAAACUUGUUCGGCGACGGGUUCGCUGUUUGGUAUGCGAAGGAUAGAAUGGCCUCCGGGUCUGUGUUUGGCAGCAAGGAUCUGUUCAGUGGAUUGGCGAUCAUUUUGGAUACAUACAGCAACCAGAAUGGACCACAUAAUCAUCAACAUCCAUACGUCAGUGCAAUGGUCAACAAUGGAUCCCUUAGCUACGAUCACGAUCGUGACGGAACCCAUACUGAACUAGCUGGUUGUGAAGUGCGCUUCCGCAACACAGACUACGAUACCAUCAUCCGCAUAAGAUACGAGAAUGACAUUUUGAAUGUGUCUACGGAUUUUGAGAACAAAGCUGAAUGGAAGAACUGCUUCACAGUUACAGGCGUCCGAUUGCCCACAGGAUACUUUUUCGGGUUAUCAGCAAAUACUGGCGACUUGUCCGAUAACCACGAUAUACUCUCAUUCAAAUUUUACGAUCUGGAUCCAAUCACAGAUCACUCAGACCACAGUGAUCGGAGGAAUAUAAUUCCAAGCGCUUUAACAUUCGAACCGCCCCGAGAACGAAGUGAAGACCCGAAACCAAGCAUGUCUAACGUUAAAAUCUUCUUCAUCAUUUUGUUCGGAAUGAUCUUCGCCGUUGCUAUCACGAUUUUCGGUAUUGCAUACUACAAAGAGAAGAACGCCAAGAAGCGAUUUUACUAGACAUGACGACCAUGUGAAAUUUGAUGAAUAGUGUUUGUGUCCUUUGACGUCCAUAGAUAUUUGUUAUAAUUAUUCAUUACGGUAUAUUCACACUUAUGAUUCCUACUUUUGGUUUUUCCAUCGUUUUUUCUUGAUUUCUUCACAAACCUGAUUUUGUUGUAUCGGAGGAUAUGGGAAAUUGGGUUUUUUCUUUUAUCGUGACUGGCAUUAAGGCUGAAAAGACAAACAGAUAUCAAAGACGAGAGAUAAGUCAAGACAUGUUUACAGUGAUUUCUCUAAAGAUGACAAUUUAUUUUUGUCUUAUGCCAAAUAUUUUCUUUCAUGUCAUUGUACAUUUAUUUUUAAUGUAUUUCGCAUUUUUUUAUUUUAAUUUAAAUUAUGAAAUAUGAAAAAAAAGAAAUCAUUUAUGAAACUCAACAAUUUCAUUCCCAUCGCUACUGAAAAAUGACUUUCGUGGAUAUUAAUAUUUAAAGAGAAAUGGAACUUGAUAUUUCUAUAAAAUAAAUGUUUGUAUAAAAUGGGUCCAAA